AUGGUAACAGAACUGAAUGUAACUUGUUCUUCUUCAUUAAAUUCUUUAACAUCAAUUGACAAGAUAUCUUCAAAUAAUGAUGAAAAUUUUGAUAUAGAAAAUAAAGUUGUAUUUAGGAAAAGAGAAAAAAAUGAAAAUGAUCAUGGAAAUAUAUAUAUGGUUAUUUGUGAAUGUAAAGUUGAAUCUAAAAAAAAAGAUAUGGAUUUGAAGAGAGGAUCAACAAUAAAAGUUGUUAAAACAGAAAAAAGAGAUGAUGGUCUUAUAGAGGCAGAAGUUAAUGGUAAAUCUGUUCUUAUACCAGAGGCAUAUCUUGUUGAAGCUGUAAGAGAAAAAAAUAUUAUACCACAUCAUGAAUUAGAGUAUAAUGAAUUAACAUCAAGAAUAGGUUCUGGAGCAUAUGGUACUGUUUAUAAGGCAAAAUAUAAAAAUGAAUAUGUUGCUUUUAAGACAAGAAGAAUUAAGUAUAUUAAGACAAUUAAACAUAUGGGUCUUGUUAUUGAAUAUUGUGCUGGAGGAACAUUAAGUGAUAUUAUACAUAAAAAAAAAGUUAAUGAUGAAUUAUGUUAUAUAUUAUAUUUAAAACAAAUUUCUGAUGGUAUGUCAUAUUUACAUAAUGAUAGUAAAUGUCGAGAUCUCCUUAUUGGUAAUGAAGGGUAUAAUGUUAUACAUAGAGAUUUAAAACCACAAAAUAUUCUUAUUAAAGAAUCUAUAUGUGAACAUGAGGGUCCUUCACUUUUUGAUGGUAAUAUUGUUAAAUGUAAAAAAUGUAAAAAUACUUAUGUUGGUAAUGUAACAUUAAAAAUUGCUGAUUUUGGUUUAAGUAAAUUGAGAAGUCAAUUAAAAAAUUAUCAAGAAAAACAUUUUUCUAUACAAGGUACACUUCCAUAUACAGCUCCAGAAGUAAUAAGAGGAAUAUGUUUAAGACAAUCUGAUGUUUAUUCAUUCUCAGUUAUUAUGUGGGAAAUGGUACAUAAAAAAAUUCCUGGAACUGGAUGGAAUAAAGAUAAUAUAUUUUUUGAAAUUGGUAAAAAUGAAUUUCAUCUAGAUUUUGAGGAAGAUUGUAGAGAUUUAUAUAAAGAAUUAUUUAAUUUAUGUAAUGAUAAAGAUGAUCCUAUGCAUAGACCAUCAUUUCAAGAAAUAUCAGAAUCAUUAUUAAAAUAUCAAGAUAUAGUUAUAAAAGAAAGAAAAGAAAAUUUAACAAUACCUGAUUGUAAAGAAGUAAAUGAAAGUACCUGCCAAUUAAAUUGUAUUCUUGAAAAAUUACGCCAACGAGUAAAAGAGGAGAAACGUGAUCUUGAAACAGUAAUAAAAGAAUUAAGACCAUCUAUUGAACGUUUAAUGAAUACUAAGCCAGAACUUCGUAAAAGAAGUGACAUAACAAAAGAUAUGAUAGGUUUACCUGAAGAUGUUCGUUUACAUUGUUCAUGGAACUCAUCAAAUACAAUGUCUAAUUUAAUUCCAAGAAAUGAUUUUAUAGAAAGAAAUAAAGAUCAUAUCUUUCCAACUAAAAAUCUCAAACCAAAUAGACCAUCAUUAGAUAAUAAUAAUGAUUCUUUCAGUAAUGAUUCUAAUAAAGAUUCUAGUAAUAUUUUAACUAAUGAUAAUACUGUUGAUCUACAAAGAAAAAGUGCCAUUAGAAAUGUAAAAAUUUCACCUUCUAAUUCUAUAAAAGAUGUUUAUAGUAAUGGUUGUGAAAAAGGUGAGACAUAUGUCUACGAUACUGAUUGUAUUGAAAUCAUUGAAGAUGAAUUAGUUGAAGUUAUAAAUCAUGCCAGAGUUAUUGGAAGUUCAACCUCAACUAUAAAUAGUUCCUCAGAACCAAGUAUUUUUGGAGAUAGUGAUGAUAUUGAUAAAUUAACAAUAACAAAUGAUUUCACUGUAAAUAAACGUUCAUUAUCAGAAGCUUCUACAUCAAGAAAUAGUAGUAGAAAUAGUAAUAAUGUUAAUAAACCAAAAAAACAUAAAGUUCCUAUAUUUAAUAAAUUCAAAAAUUUUAUUAUAUCUAAUAAGGGAUAUAAAAAUAAAGAAACAUCUAAAUUUUAUGAUUCAUCAUCUUUAAAUAUAAAUGAUGAUGGAAAAGAAUCACAAAUUUUGUAUGAUGAUAAUGGAAUAAUAAAAACUAAUAAAUAUAAUAAAAGAAGUCAUACAACAAUGUCAAUAGGUAAUUCAUAUAUUCAGGUAUAUGGAAAAAAUCAUAGUCGAAAUGCAUCAUCUUCUUCAACAAAUUCAGGUAUCAAUAAUUAUGUUAAUGAAUCUCUAGAAUCAGGACAAUGGGAAUAUGAUUCAAAUAAAUAUUUAGAUAAAAAUGAUCUUGAACCUUAUACCUAUACACAAAUUAAUUCAAUUUAUUAUCAAAGACAAAAAAUAAAAAAAGAAUCGGAUAAAGUUAAAGAUAAUAAAGUAAUGCAUAAUGUUUUUAGGAACCAUGAUUAUGUUAGUGCUGAAACUACACCAACAAUUGAAAAUAGAAAAAAUGAUACUGAAGAUAGAGAUUAUGAAAAAGGUUAUAUUUUAGCUAAUCAAGGAUAUAAAUCACUAGUUGAAAAUACCUCAUCAUCAGAAUCAAAUAAUAAUCCAAUAGAAGUUGGAGAAAAUGUUUCAAGUAUAAUAAAGAAAUUUAAUGGAGAAUCACAAAAACCUUUUAUACCUAAUUCAUUAAAAAUACAUCAUCAUCAUACUCACAAAAGUCAUUCUCCAUCACCAAUUGGUAGUUUAAUUGAACAAAUUCCCACAAGAACAACUUCUUUAGAUCAUUUAACAACAUUAAGUUUAGAUAAUGAACCACCAGAAGUACCAUCACAUCGCACAAAUACUCUAACAUUAACAUCAAAAAUUAAAAAAGAUAACAUUGAAAAUAAUAAUAUAUACAGUAUUCAUAAUAAUACUUGCAAAGGAGAAACUUUUAUUGAAAAUGAUUCUUAUAAUGAAAUAAAUUUUAAAGUACCACAAAUUCCUAAUAAACUACCAAUUAGAAGUAGGCAAGUUAAAAGUAAUGAUGGAAUACGAAUAUCUCAUGUUUAA
Strongyloides ratti is the source of this 3021-nucleotide messenger RNA. RefSeq names its product Slipper. Gene Ontology annotation, molecular function: ATP binding; protein kinase activity. The record is from RefSeq and is a predicted model, not a curated record. The coding region runs from base 1 to 3021 and encodes 1006 amino acids. Gene Ontology annotation, biological process: protein phosphorylation. The transcript has 5 exons. NCBI's taxonomy places the organism in Eukaryota, Metazoa, Nematoda, Chromadorea, Rhabditida, Strongyloididae.